AAUGCCUGCGUCAUACAACCUAUAAACUAUACAAAUAACUUCUUACAAUACCAUUUUGUAUGAAAUAGACCAUAAACUUUAGCAUGCUUCGUUAAAUAUUCAACUAGGAGUAAUAUAAAAACACUUUAUCUCAUACACAGUUUUGCAUAGCUGUCAUAAUACAAGUUUAUAGUUUAAAAUGAGCUCCAAUAGUUCGGAAUUUUAUUCUUUGAGGAAGAAACUUAUUGAAACGAAGUCCCUUUAUGUGGACCCGGAAUUUCCACCGGAUAUUAAAUCAAUAAGCCCUAGCGGAUUUAUAAGUCGGGAUACAAAUAUCAGGAGAAUAGAAUGGAAAAGACCGGUGAACUUAUCGAAAAACCCAAGGUUUGUUUCAGCCACGGCUACAAGGUCAGAUCUUGAUCAAGGCAGUUUAGGAAACUGUUGGUUUGUUGCCAGCGCAUCACUUCUGGUAAAUGGACCCCGUCAACAGUUCGAGAGGGUAGUUCCGUUAGAUCAAGGCUUCGACCAAGAGAACUAUGCAGGUAUAUUCCAUUUCAAUUUUUGGUGGUAUGGUCAUUGGAAGGAAGUGAUCAUUGACGACUACCUACCCACGGAUGGGUACAGGCUGAUCUAUUGCAGCAACUGGGAGGAAAAAGAUGAAUACUGGGGAGCUUUACUCGAAAAGGCUUAUGCAAAAUUAAGAGGUUGUUAUGCAAAUUUGGAUGGUGGUAAAAUUGCCGACGCUCUGGUAGAUAUGACUGGUGGGAUGUCAGAAACAAUACCACUAACAACAAGGGCUAAUAUACCUCAUAAUAUCUAUGAUUUGCUAUGGAAAUCUUCACAAAUGAAUUCCCUGAUUGGAGGCAGCAUAUAUCUACCAGAAGGUUCGAUUAGACCAGAAGUUCGAAGAAGCAACGGUCUUUACAUGGGACAUGCGUACAGUAUAACUGCACUCUCUGUGGUGCCAUGGCGUGGCUCCUCAGUGAAGCUUUUACGUAUCAGAAAUCCAUGGGGAAGAAAAGAAUGGAACGGUCCUUGGUCUGACACAUCUGCUGAAAUCCGAAACUUGCCUAUGGAAAUCAAACGAAAACUUAACAUUAUAAUCGAGGAAGAUGGAGAAUUUUGGAUUGCACUGGACGACUUUUUGGAUAACUUUGAUGAGGUGCAACUGUGUCAUCUUCAACCAGACGCUUUGGCUCAGGAGUUGGCAGCCGAUACAAAUAAACUGAACUGGAGUGUGACGUUAUAUCAUGAUGCCUGGAUAAAGGGUGUGACGGCAGGUGGUUGCGGAAACAGACCCUACGAAAAGUUAUACUGGAAGAACCCACAGUUCCAAAUUCACUUAAAAGACGUAGAUACCACAGAUAAUAGAGAGAAAUGUACAAUGAUUGUGUCACUUAUGGAGAAAGAAAGUGGUAACGCAAACAAAUAUGCCAUAGGCUUUGAUGUUUAUGAGGUCCGGAAUUCACGCAGACGACCUUUAGACGAUGAAGCCCUACCUCAGUCAGCGCUUAUUCACAAACGGGGAUCUGGCAAGUACCAGUUUUACCGCGAAGUGACCCAGAGGUUUGAAUUCCCACCAGGAUAUUACGUCAUCAUUCCAAGCACGUUCCAUCCGCACGAGGAGGCGGAGUUUCUGCUAAGAAUUUACACAGAAAAGGAGGUGGAGGCAGAGGUAAUGGAUGAGGAUAAUGGACCCGCUGUGCCUUCUCCUGCACCACAAGAUUCUAUGGCAGCUUUGUUUUCUAAACACGCGGGAGAAGAUGGCAAAAUGGACUACAAAGAGCUCCGGCAAUUUCUUAUUGAAGCAACUUUGAUAGAAUUAAAGGAGUCUAUAUCAUUUAACAGAGAGGCGUGCAGAAGUUUGGUCACAAUGAUGGAUAAAAAUCGAUCCGGGUUUUUAACUUGGGAAGAAGCUAGGACCCUUUUUAAAGAAAUCAAGGCAUUUACGACUGUAUUCAGACUAUUUGAUGCAAACCGUUCAAACUCUAUAGAUACUAUGGAACUUGGAUCACUGUUCAACAAACUUGGGUUUCCAGUAAGCCGGAUGGUGCUGACGUCUAUUGUUAGACGGUAUGGUGGAAGGAACCGGAGACUGAGCCUGGAAGAUUUCAUCAUUGUUAUGUGUAAACUAACAGUCAUGUAUGAGAUAUUCCGGGAACAACAAAAGAAAACUGGAGGACCAGAUGACGUGGCACAGUUUACAAGAAAUGAGUUCCUCCAGUACACGAUGUUCUGCUGAGAAAACUCAACCAUUUGAAAUGUGCAAUUCUACAAGAAUAUGGUUCAGAAAGACAAUAGAUUUUCAAGUGUUCUAUUAACUCUGAGAUUUCUUUAAGCGUAUCUAAAUUUUGGUUGCGUAAUUUUGGAAAAUGGACUGUAUGUUGGAAUAUAAUCUGUGCGACAUUGUGAAACAACUUUUAAGUAAUGAACUUUUUAACUUUUCGAUGGAUGGAGUAAACAACAUGUCGAUAAAAUUCAGGUUUAUACAUGAGUGUAAUAUAACCCGUUUGUGUGCAAUUACAUCAUUUUAGUUCACAUUUGUCAUUAAAGAAAUGAUACCUCAAGCUUAGAAGAUAAUUUUAAAAGUUAUAAACAUGACAUAAUUGAUAUAUUACACAUCGAUAUAUUUACAUAGAUAAAGGGAUUGAGUGAAAAUACAUUUUGUGUAUUAUCAGUUCAUAGCUCAUAUAGGCCUAUGCUUCAUGCUUUUUUUCUAUAUGGCGCAUUAUUUACAAAUAAUCAUCUUAAAUGUUCAUUAUUUCUAAAUGUCUUUUUAUAUACAUUCCUUUUUCAAAGUAUAAACAUUUUCUUGCAAACCCUAAUCUUAUAGGGACAAAAAUGUGCUGAAUUAUUGAAAAAAACAAAACUUGUCAAACUACAAAACUUCAAUAUCAUAUGAUAAGACAAGGCAGCUACGUUUUUCUUGUUAAAUAAACCUUUUUGUUGAUAUGGAGUACACAUUUGAACCUGCGGAUACAUGUAUGGAUUUAUUUGUUUAAUAAUUAUGCUGUUAGGUAUACAUGGUAUUAAAUACCCAUUAUUGCGUCUAUUAUAAAGAUUUAUUUAUGUUAUUGUAAUUUGCUUUUUUACCAAUAUAGAAUUUUAAAUGAAAA
Molecule: messenger RNA, 3095 nt
Organism: Mercenaria mercenaria
Lineage: Eukaryota; Metazoa; Mollusca; Bivalvia; Venerida; Veneridae
Product: calpain-A-like
Exons: 20
Coding region: 179-2221 (680 amino acids)
Biological process (GO): proteolysis
Cellular component (GO): cytoplasm
Molecular function (GO): calcium ion binding; calcium-dependent cysteine-type endopeptidase activity
Source: RefSeq, a predicted model, not a curated record